Nelumbo nucifera (sacred lotus) is the source of this 2124-nucleotide messenger RNA. RefSeq names its product EH domain-containing protein 1-like. Gene Ontology annotation, biological process: endosomal transport; endocytosis. Gene Ontology annotation, cellular component: cytoplasm; plasma membrane. The record is from RefSeq and is a predicted model, not a curated record. NCBI's taxonomy places the organism in Eukaryota, Viridiplantae, Streptophyta, Magnoliopsida, Proteales, Nelumbonaceae. Gene Ontology annotation, molecular function: calcium ion binding; protein binding; GTP binding.
CAUUGAGAGGCAGACAGCGAUACCCCUGUAAAUGUAAUUGAAAACCGAGAAUAAAAAACAAAUCCGUUCAAAUUCGUGGAUUCGAAAUAUUUCAAAUCUAAGAGAAAGCGCCUUGAAUGAUGGACAUUGUUUCAGGUCCGAUCGGUUCGUGUUCGAAAGAACAUCAAAAGAUCUAUCAGGAUUGGUUUAACUAUGCCGACUCCGAUGGCGAUGGCCGCCUUACGGGAAACGAUGCGACCAAGUUCUUGGCCAUGUCCAAGUUAUCUCGGUCAGAACUCAAGGAGGUCUGGGCCAUUGCAGAUUCCAAACGACAAGGAUUUCUUGGUUUCAAAGAGUUCAUUACUGCAAUGCAGCUAAUUGCUCUGGCACAAGCAGGACAUGAAAUAACACUAGACCUUCUUAGCAGUGGAAUUGACCUGGAGAAUUUAAACCCUCCAGUGAUGGAAGGUUUGACCAUUUUAAUGGCUAAAAUUAAACAAGCACCCAAAAAACCUGAAUCUGAAAAAGCUAAUUGGUUUUCUUCUUCAAGAUCUUCAAAGAAGUUAUUUUUAAACUCAGUUACCUCAAUAGUUGAUGGCUUGAAGAAGCUGUACACUGAAAAGCUAAAACCUUUGGAGGUUACCUACCAUUUUAAUGAUUUUGUAUCUCCCUUAUUGACAAAUAGUGAUUUUGAUGCAAGGCCUAUGGUAAUGCUUUUGGGUCAGUAUUCCACUGGUAAAACAACAUUCAUAACACACUUGCUUAAAAGUAGUUAUCCAGGUGCUCACAUUGGACCAGAACCCACAACUGACAGAUUUGUUGUUGUUAUGUCAGGGCAUGAUGAAAGGAGUAUUCCAGGGAACACUAUUGCUGUUCAGGCAGAUAUGCCAUUUGGUGGUCUGACAACUUUUGGAACCACAUUCUUAUCAAAAUUUCAGUGUUCCCAGAUGCCACAUCCACUGCUAGAGCAUAUUUCAUUUGUGGACACACCUGGAGUUUUAUCUGGAGAAAAGCAACGAACACAACGAAGCUAUGAUUUUACAGGUGUUACAUCAUGGUUUGCAGCAAAAUGUGACCUCAUUCUUCUUCUGUUCGAUCCUCAUAAGCUUGACAUAAGUGAUGAAUUCAAACGAGUAAUUGGAUCUCUACAUGGUAAUGAUGACAAGAUACGUGUUGUUCUGAACAAGGCUGAUCAAGUUGAUACGCAACAAUUGAUGAGAGUUUAUGGGGCACUAAUGUGGUCACUUGGGAAAGUUCUAAAUACUCCUGAGGUUAUGCGUGUCUAUAUUGGUUCAUUCAAUGACAAACCAGUGAACGAAGUAGCCACUGGUCCAAUUGGGAAGGAGCUUUUUGAGAAAGAACAAGAAGACCUUCUUUCUGAUUUGAAAGAUAUUCCAAAGAAAGCUUGUGAUCGCAGAAUCAAUGAAUUUGUAAAACGUGCAAGAGCUGCUAAGAUUCAUGCCUACAUAAUCAGCCACCUUAAAAAGGAGAUGCCAGCAAUGAUGGGCAAAGCUAAGGUUCAGCAGAGACUUCUUGAUAAUCUAGAAGAUGAAUUUUCUAAGGUCCAAAAAGAGUUUCAUCUCCCAGCUGGGGAUUUCCCAAAUAUUGAACAAUUCAGAGAGAUUUUAAGUGGUUAUAACAUAGAUAAAUUUGAGAAGUUGAAGCCUAAGAUGAUAAAAGCUGUGGAUGAUAUGCUGGGUUACGAUAUCCCAGAACUCCUGAAGAACUUCAGAAACCCCUAUGAGUGAGAAGCUGUUAGUUAAAAGACAUCAGCCGCUGAAGAAAUGAGAUAAGGUUGAGCAACUGCAAACCAUAUGCUGUAGGGCCUUGUACAUCUGAAAAUCCUGCUUUUUUCUUCUAUUAUGUCAUUGUUCUAGUAGCAUUUUGAGAUUUUUCCAUGCUCAAAUGUGUCACCAUUUGCAACCGGUGGACUUCUGAAGAUCCAAAUUAAGGAGAGCCAGCCUUUCUCUAAAGGUGAGUCUUGUGACUAUGAUUGGCUUCAGAAUGGCUAUUAAUUUUUAUUAAUUUCCAAUUACAUAAGUUGGAAAAUAUUGUAACUACUCCUAACAUCUGUAUUCUUUUAUCUGUAUGCCUUUUUAUAUAUUUAUUCCAUGGAUGCAAGGGCAUGCUACCACCAUUCACUUA